AUGACCUCAUUCUUUGGUCAGGGAGCCUGUCAAGCCAUCGAAGAUGCAACCGUGCUCGCAGACUCGAUUGCCGACUUUCUUGAAGGUGACGCCUCCGCCCUGAAGUCCUACUCUCGCCUUCGGGAGCGGCGCGCUCAAGACGUAGCCUCUUUCUCGGCACGCUAUGCUCAAGUGCACACGGCCAAAUUGCCGCUGGGCACGGGGAAAAUGGUACGAUCUUUGAUCUACCAAUGGGUGCCGAGCAGCGUGUGGAUGUGGUACCUAGGGUGGCUGUACGGACACCAGCCAGUGUCGAAGAGACUGGCACAAAUUCAACGGGCAGACGGAGGAAGCAAAAAGAACAACUAA
Molecule: messenger RNA, 348 nt
Organism: Aspergillus melleus
Lineage: Eukaryota; Fungi; Ascomycota; Eurotiomycetes; Eurotiales; Aspergillaceae
Exons: 3
Coding region: 1-348 (115 amino acids)
Source: RefSeq, a predicted model, not a curated record